Messenger RNA from Prosopis cineraria, 1272 nucleotides. RefSeq lists its product as uncharacterized. The transcript has 3 exons. The coding region runs from base 64 to 1062 and encodes 332 amino acids. Gene Ontology annotation, molecular function: hydrolase activity. The record is from RefSeq and is a predicted model, not a curated record. Lineage: Eukaryota; Viridiplantae; Streptophyta; Magnoliopsida; Fabales; Fabaceae.
GAAAAGCGGGGGGCAUCGUCUCACUUGAUUUGUAUAAAGCCAGGAAGCAACCUCCAACAGAGGAUGGCCAGCAAAGCAAGCGAUACCCACGCGUGCCGGAGCAUGGAGGGGAUAGAGCACAGAACAGUAAGCGUGAAUGGAAUCAACAUGCACAUAGCAGAGAAGGGUCAGGGCCCCUUGAUCCUAUUCAUCCAUGGCUUCCCUGAUCUCUGGUUCUCGUGGCGCCACCAGAUCGCAGCCCUUUCCUCCUUAGGCUACCGGUGCGUGGCUCCAGACCUCCGUGGCUUCGGUGACACAGACGCUCCGGCCGCACCCGCUGCCUACACCAGCCUCCACAUCGUCGGCGACCUUAUUGGCCUUCUGGACGUCAUUGCGCCCGGUGAAGAUAAGGUGUUUGUGGUCGGACAUGACUGGGGAGCCAUCACUGCCUGGUAUCUCUGCCUCUAUCGCCCUGAAAGAGUCAGGGCUUUGGUUAACUUGAGCGUCCCUUUCACCCCCAGGAACCCUAAAAGAAAGCCGCUUGACACCUUAAGAGCUGUGUAUGGCACUGAUUACUAUAUUUGCAGAUUUCAGGAGCCUGGAGACAUUGAGUCUGAGUUUGGUCAAAUUGGCACCGAGAGAGUUGUGAAGGAAUUCCUGACAUACCGCAACCCUGGCCCACUUUAUCUGCCAAAGGGUAAAGGGUUUGGACAUCCACGCGAUGCUCCCAUUGUGCUGCCCCCAUGGCUAUCCGAGGAAGAAUGCAACUACUAUGCCACCAAAUAUGACAAAACCGGCUUCACCGGGGGAUUGAACUACUAUAGAAAUUUGGAUCUGAAUUGGGAACUGACGGCCCCGUGGACAGGUGCUCAAAUAAAGGUGCCGGUGAAGUUUAUAGUGGGUGAUGUGGACUUGACCUAUAAUGCGCCGGGAAUGAAAGAUUACAUUCACAAGGGAGGGAUGAAGAGAGAUGUGCCGCUUCUGGAGGAUGUAGUUGUGAUGCAAGGGGUGGCUCACUUUCUCCAUCAAGAAAGGCCCCUUGAUAUCAACAAGCACAUCUAUGAUUUCUUUCACAAGUUUUAAUGUUAUUUCUGUUUGCAUCUUCGUCCUUCACUUCUGCUUGUGUUUUCAUCCUUGUCCUUCAGUUUCUUGUUGAGUGUGGGUGGUUUAUGCUGAUCAUUUGUGAACAACUCUUGUGCUUGCUGAUUGUUACAACUAAAUCAUCCUAAGUGACUAAUCUAUUAUUAACGAACCUUAUAGUAUUUAAAUGCAGUGCGUGGGAUCUCAAAUUAA